This is a messenger RNA of Ochotona princeps (American pika), 3649 nucleotides long. It is a transcript of the gene FOXP2, whose product is annotated as forkhead box P2. Gene Ontology annotation, molecular function: DNA-binding transcription repressor activity, RNA polymerase II-specific; RNA polymerase II cis-regulatory region sequence-specific DNA binding. NCBI's taxonomy places the organism in Eukaryota, Metazoa, Chordata, Mammalia, Lagomorpha, Ochotonidae. The transcript has 18 exons. Gene Ontology annotation, biological process: regulation of transcription by RNA polymerase II. The record is from RefSeq and is a predicted model, not a curated record. The coding region runs from base 89 to 2284 and encodes 731 amino acids. Gene Ontology annotation, cellular component: nucleus.
AGCUACUCUAAUGUGAUGCUGGGGUUGAAUUUCCCUGGAACUCCGUUUUAAGGUGAUUCAAACGACUGGAAGAAGUAGGUAUUAAGUCAUGAUGCAGGAAUCUGCGACAGAGACAAUAAGCAACAGUUCAAUGAAUCAAAAUGGAAUGAGCACUCUAAGCAGCCAAUUAGAUGCUGGCAGCAGAGAUGGAAGAUCAAGUGGUGACACCAGCGCGGAAGUAAGCACAGUGGAGCUGCUGCAUCUGCAGCAACAGCAGGCUCUCCAAGCAGCUAGACAACUUCUCCUACAGCAGCAGACAAGUGGAUUAAAAUCUCCUAAGAGCAGUGACAAGCAGAGGCCGCUGCAGGAAUUGCUUCCAGAAACAAAAUUAUGUGUCUGUGGCCACUCUUCUGGUGAUGGGCAUCCUCACAACCCAUUUGCAGUGCCUGUGUCGGUGGCCAUGAUGACACCCCAGGUGAUCACCCCCCAGCAGAUGCAGCAGAUCCUGCAGCAGCAAGUCCUGUCUCCUCAGCAGCUCCAGGCCCUUCUCCAGCAGCAACAGGCAGUCAUGCUGCAGCAGCAACAACUACAAGAGUUUUACAAGAAACAGCAAGAGCAGUUACAUCUUCAGCUUUUGCAGCAGCAGCAACAGCAGCCGCCGCCCCAGCAGCCGCCCCAGCAGCCACCCCAGCAGCCGCCCCAGCAGCCGCAGCCCCCACAGCAGCCGCAGCAUCCCGGCAAGCAAGCGAAAGAGCAGCAGCAACAGCAGCAGCAGCAGCAGCAGUUGGCAGCCCAGCAGCUUGUCUUCCAGCAGCAGCUUCUCCAGAUGCAACAGCUCCAGCAACAGCAGCAUCUGCUCAGCCUCCAGCGCCAGGGACUCAUCUCCAUUCCUCCUGGCCAGGCGGCGCUUCCUGUCCAGUCGCUGCCUCAAGCUGGCUUAAGUCCUGCUGAGAUUCAGCAGUUAUGGAAGGAAGUGACUGGAGUUCACAGUAUGGAAGACAAUGGCAUUAAACAUGGAGGGCUAGACCUCACUACUAACAAUUCCUCCUCAACUACCUCCUCCACCACUUCCAAAGCAUCACCACCAAUAACUCAUCAUUCCAUAGUGAAUGGACAGUCUUCAGUUCUAAAUGCAAGGCGAGACAGCUCGUCACAUGAGGAGACGGGGGCCUCUCACACUCUCUAUGGCCAUGGAGUUUGUAAAUGGCCAGGCUGCGAAAGCAUCUGUGAAGAUUUUGGACAGUUUUUAAAGCACCUUAAUAAUGAACACGCUUUGGAUGACCGAAGCACUGCCCAGUGUCGAGUGCAGAUGCAGGUGGUGCAACAGUUAGAAAUACAGCUUUCUAAAGAACGUGAACGCCUUCAAGCAAUGAUGACCCACUUGCACAUGCGACCCUCAGAACCCAAACCAUCUCCCAAACCUCUAAAUCUCGUGUCUAGUGUCACCAUGUCGAAGAACAUGUUGGAGACAUCCCCACAGAGCUUACCUCAAACCCCUACCACACCAACGGCCCCAAUCACCCCGAUUACCCAGGGACCCUCAGUAAUCACCCCAGCCAGUGUGCCCAAUGUGGGAGCCAUACGAAGGCGACAUUCAGACAAAUACAACAUUCCCAUGUCAUCAGAGAUUGCCCCAAACUACGAGUUUUAUAAAAAUGCAGAUGUCAGACCUCCAUUUACUUAUGCAACUCUCAUAAGGCAGGCUAUCAUGGAGUCAUCUGACAGGCAGUUAACACUUAAUGAAAUUUACAGCUGGUUUACACGGACCUUCGCUUACUUCAGGCGUAAUGCAGCAACUUGGAAGAAUGCAGUGCGCCACAAUCUUAGCCUGCACAAGUGUUUUGUUCGAGUAGAAAACGUUAAAGGAGCAGUGUGGACCGUGGACGAAGUAGAAUACCAGAAGCGAAGGUCACAAAAGAUAACAGGAAGCCCGACCUUAGUAAAAAAUAUACCUACCAGUUUAGGGUAUGGAGCAGCUCUUAAUGCCAGUUUGCAGGCUGCCUUGGCGGAGAGCAGUUUGCCUUUGCUAAGUAACCCUGGGCUGAUCAAUAAUGCGUCCAGUGGCCUCCUGCAGGCCGUCCACGAAGACCUCAACGGGUCCCUGGAUCACAUGGACAGCAAUGGGAACAGCAGUCCAGGCUGCUCGCCUCAGCCGCACAUACAUUCAAUCCAUGUCAAGGAAGAGCCAGUGAUUGCGGAAGAUGAAGACUGCCCGAUGUCCUUAGUGACAACAGCAAAUCACAGUCCGGAGUUAGAGGAUGACAGAGAGAUUGAGGAAGAGCCGUUGUCGGAAGAUCUGGAAUGAGAACUGACUCGUGAAGCCUCAGCGUGAAGGGACGUAUCACUGACCUUCAUAACCACUCCACAACCAUGAAUAUUCGACAAAUUUUUACUGUGACUAUUUAUUAAGCAUGGAUAAAGGAGACAGCCCUAAAGGAACUUACUAAGCCAGCCCUUUGGGAUUCAGCACCAACAGGCAAAUUGCUUGUUUUCUUCUUUCUCUCUCUCUCUUUUUUUUUAGAAAAAAAAAGACAAAACUGAUUUUCUUGAAAAAAAAAAAAUGAACUGUUCUUUCUAUGAUGGCUUUGCCCAUUUAAAAAAUGUGGCUCUUAAGGGUUCAUGAAAUGACUGACUAUGAGGAUACUUUUCCUGUAGAAAGCAAAUGCGCCUCAUAUACUGCCAAAAAUAGUGUUAGUUUCAUUAAUGUGAAUUUCCCAGCAUUCAGUAGUUGUAAUGUUAGAAACAAUUGCUGGUCAAGUUCAACUUGUUGCUAUUGUUUUUAAUUUGCACAGGAGUAGUAUCAGAAAUUAGUGUCACUGCUUGUAUCUAGCUGAAUUUUAAACAACAGAACAUUAGUUUUUUAUGUUGGUGCCACCAACUGUAAAUGACAUAAGUUAGUUAUUGCAGAACACAGUAAUUAGACUGUUGCAACCAUCUGAAACCUUAGGCUUCCAGUCUGUGCUGUUAGUGUUAAGAUGUAAAGUGCAAUCCUAAGCUAACAUUAUCUGUGCAAGCACCAUAGAAACAUUUGCAUAUCUGCAUAGAUCUUACAACUGUACUCUUUACCUCCUUGUGAUAAAGCUUUGUCUACCUGCAAACACAGUCAAAGGCUACAGCUGCAAACCAAAGCCAACUCUAACUAUGGCCAAGAGCUCACGGACAGAAGCAGCCACAUGUUUUGGUCAGCCUUCUGUAACUUCAGUUAGUACAAAGGAAUCUUUUCCAUGAACUACCUGCUGUUUUCUGAUGACCUCUGGGAUCUUUUCAUUUAGCCCUAAACAAAGAAAUAAAUAUGACGAAAUCACAAGUUAAAAAAAAAGUUAAUCCAAUCACUGAGUAAUCUUCUGAGGCCAAAAGUCCAUCUAAAUGCAAUGAGGAUGUGCUUUCCAUUAAAGACAGAGGUGAGGACAAAAUCUGCAGUGGAAGUUAUGAUAUGCUAGAAAGCAACAAAUGUGGAUCACCGACCAAAACAAUUAUGUACUUGAUGCAAAUGCAGAUUGCAUAUUGAUGUGCAUAGAGGACAUUUGUGUUUUCGGUUCCCCCCAUUCAGUCAGUUCUUUUCAGUGGUGAAUACAUGUUGUUAGAAGAUGUCUUGUAUGGUCUUAAUCUUUGUUGUGUGCUAUUUUUUUAUAGUCUUAAGUUAUAAUGAAAAGAAAAAAAAAAAAACAAA